This is a messenger RNA of Panthera uncia (snow leopard), 19083 nucleotides long. It is a transcript of the gene ABR, whose product is annotated as ABR activator of RhoGEF and GTPase. Gene Ontology annotation, molecular function: guanyl-nucleotide exchange factor activity; GTPase activator activity. The coding region runs from base 14160 to 15110 and encodes 316 amino acids. Gene Ontology annotation, cellular component: membrane. Lineage: Eukaryota; Metazoa; Chordata; Mammalia; Carnivora; Felidae. The transcript has 8 exons. The record is from RefSeq and is a predicted model, not a curated record. Gene Ontology annotation, biological process: positive regulation of GTPase activity; intracellular signal transduction.
AAGAGGAUGCAGGUUUGGAGGGAUGACAUUCAGCAUGGAGCCAUCCAGACUCCAUCUGGCACCUUCUGUUUAGGACACAAGUGGCCUUGUUGGGGAUGGAUUCUGUGACCACGAAAUCAAGGGAAGCAGUAACUAGCACUGGGACAGAGCCCUUGGGCUUAGGUGCUCUGAGCUUAAUUGCCCCAGGUGUGAUGGGGGAGGGGGGGCUGAAUGAUGCUUUUUCAAAGGAAGUGUUUGCUCUCUGCUGCCCUGUUGAGGCUGCAGAGAUUGGAAUCUGGCUUUGGCUGGGUAAAGUUCUUGGCGGUAGUGCCCUUUGGGGACCCAUAUGGGCCUCUUCCUUCUCCCACCUAUUGCACCUCAGUGUUAGAACAGGGGAAUGGCAUUAUUCGGUGGGGGCCCGGCCAUCCGCCUCCUGUCGCCCGUGUUCCUGUGCGUGUCCGUUCCUGAUGCUGUGGGACCUGCUCUUCAGCACUGUCACCAGGGAAACCGGGCUGCCAGGCAACCACAAGCCAGUCCUUCAUUAAUUUAGAUGAGAGAGAGGGCUGUAAAUUCAGAACCCACUUCCUGCAGGCAUAAGGGGUGGGGGCCCCGUCUCCAUAUCCCUGGGCUGGCCGGAGGGACAGGCGGGGAAGGGGUUUGGGGCUGGCCCGCUCAGCCCCAGGAGAUACCCAGCCAAGAAAGUGACUGCCACGCUUCCUGGGCCAUUGGUGGCUGUGGCAUGGGAGAGUUAGAAAGGGUAUCCAGGGCAGCCCCCUCAAGUGAGCAUUGUGGGUCCUGACCCCCCCUCCCCAGAAUCCAGAUUCCAGGGCCCCAUGGCACCGUCCCCACCUGGACUUCCAGCUCCAUUGCUUCCCUCCUCCUCCUCGUUUCUGUCAGCCUCACAAGCCCCAGGGGAAACACACCAUAAAUCAUUACGUCUUGGAGACAGGAGCAGAUGGAGGCUUUGGGGGAAGGGGAGGAAGCCAGGUUAUGUUUGGCAGAGAAGAAAGCACAGUCUGGUAAGGAAAAUGUUUCUGUGUUUAAGCUUCGAGGAAUGUUAAAUGCCUGGGAGUUGAUAUUAAAAGAAAUACAAACCUUCCUGCUGCCAGCUGACCUGGGCCUAUGCGCGGCCAGCUGAGAGCCAGCAUUCUCUGGAGGACUUCGGAGUCUCCCAGCCCUCUCCUCCCCAGGGCGCAGCCCUUGGCCCUCAGCUAUGGAGCUGCCUUGCCCUCCUGCCUGUGGGUCAGGGAGGGGUGGGGGUGUCCUGCCCAGUGUGCGCCAUGCCUCAUAAAGCCUGCUCCCCCGUGAUGCCCCACGGAGCCCCUGUGGAUCACCAGGCUGGGUGGAAAGCCUGCGCUGAGCCAGUCCCAUGUGGCCAGGCCCCGCGGAGCCACAGAACAGCCUGUUCCCACAUCUUGCUCCCACCUCCCUUUAUGCCACGUGUCCAAGGAAAGGAAUUGGCACCAGCCUCUGGCACAUGGCUCUGCUCCCCUUUGGCGGGCACUGAGGAAGGAGCUAAAGGUGGCCUUGCCAUAGGGGCCAUCUUUGGUAAUGUUCGGGUGACCUGAAGGAGAGGCAGGGGAAAGAAGGCCCAUGCCUGUCUGCCACCUUCUUUCUAAGCCCCUUCCUACUCAGCCCAUCCAAAGAACAGCGAGUGAUUCCGUUUCCUGAGCUCCAGGUGUUUGCUCAGAAACGAGUCUCUCUCUGAGUUUGCCUGCUGUGGCAGUGGGGGCAGGGAAUCUGGAGCAGCAGGCUGGGGGUGCGGGACAGCAUUUAGUGGCAGACAAAUGGCAGCACUGAUCAGCAACACCUGUGUCCAGCCCUUGGGCUCUUGGAGGCACAUUCCCAAACAUGAUCUCCUCUGAUCCUCGCAACAGCUCUGUGAGGAAAAUGACAAUUAUAUCCUCCCCGUGAGGACACUGAGGCCCGUCGCCUCUGCUGACCGUGUGCAGGGCAACCAUGCCCUCUCUGUGCUGUGUCCUUAUCCCCCAGGCCUCCAUCAAGGAAUCUCCCAGGCUGGGUACAGGGCACUGGCAUGGCUAGUGGCCCAGAGAAGGAGCCAGGGUGAUAUUCUGCCCCAGCACCCCACUUUAUGGUAUAAAGUGAGCCUAGUCCUUCUUUAGUCUGGAGUCCUUUUACAUUGGCAGGGGAUGCUUACCGCCUGGUGCACCUGGCAAGAAGCAGAAUGAGCAUGCCUGCAGAGAAAAGAGCCAGGGGUGGGGGACUUACCAUCUAUCUGCAGUGUACCCACCAUGGGCUGGCUGCUCCAAGAUCCAUAGGGGCCUGGCCUCAAGAUCGGAGAGCCAAGCCACAAGAGAGCACAACAAGAUGCCAGUAAUGAUGGUGAUAGCACCCCAGAGCUAGCACCCAGCACUUGCAGCUGUUUUCUCAGGGGUCUUCACAUACCCUGUGGGAGAGGAAAGCGAUCGCAGUUGGAAAGAUGAGAAGACUGAGGCACCAAAGGGGUAGGUGACCUGUCCAACGCCAGGCUGCCCUUGGGGAGGGAGACAGGACCAGAACCAGAACUGGAGGCAGGCUGGAGCCCUGUCCUCUGCAGACGUUCUCCUGCCUGCCGCUGUUCCCUGUGGAAUAAGAUGGAAAAGCGUGCAGCAGGAAUUCAAAGAAGGAAAGACCACCGUGGGCCGGAAUCGGGGAGGCUCCCAGGAGGAGGUGGAGUGAGGGGGAUUUGAGAGCCCUGGAUGUUUUAAAAUUCCAAAUGCAGUGUUUAUAUUAGAAGGAAAAUUGCAGUAAUAGUAAAGGGACUUGAAACAGAAUCACGAGCCGUCCCUCCUCCCACUCCUCUGAAACAGCCAUUCGACUUUGUGCCUUUUCCCUUCCGCAGGCAUAGAAAUUUUUAUAUAGCUUUAAUCACAGUGUGUAUUUUGUAUUUUUUCUAUUUUCAUGUAAUAUCAUUACCUCCCUUUUUUCUGGGGCUGUAUGUAGUCUUUAUAAUUACCUUUUUUAUUACAUUACCCAGAGUAGAUCUUAUACUUCAUAAAAAUCAUUUUACAUAAUGGCCAGCACAUGAAUUGCCAUUUUAAGGUUCUGUGUUAUUCUAGCAAGGUGGGCAGGCUCUGGAUCAGCAGAAAGGAGCAGGGUGGGCAUUCCGGGGAAAGGGCCUUUGUGGCCAUGCUGGGAGGCAGGGAUGUGCAGGAAGUGUCCCAGGAAAUUAAAGAACCCGCCUGCCCCGAGCAGGAGGGAUUGUGAGUAACACAAGUCAGAGGGAGAUUGAAGGAAUGAAUGAAAGAAGAGAUCAGAAGGGUUUUAGGCCAGAGGACUCCUAGGGGGCAUUUAAUCCAAUCCUGUUUUGGGCCGAGAAGGAAACUGAGACCAGAAAGGGUGAGUGACAGAGCCACAGUGAUUGAGCAGGGGCUCCAAAUUCAGGGACCCAGUCCCAGGUUGGUCAUGCUUGGUCAGCUGCUGGGCAAAUGAAUGAAAGAAAAUGCUCUUAGAUGGGGCGGGUGUCAGUCUGUGACCCUCAGGGAUCUGCCCUUUGUCACUACAAAUUUCCUGGAGCCUCCCCCACCCCCAGCUUAGUGCAUUUCUCCUCUUCCAUGGUCAGGAGCCCUCCCUUUGUUCCCCAGACCCAAGAGGCCAGUAUGUCCAGAUUCUCUGUCCAGGCCACCCCCACUGCCUGCCUCCUCCUUGCGGACCCACCCCCACCUGACCGAGGAACCUCUCAGCCAGGAGGCCCCCCUUUGUCUGCCUUGGCUCCCUGGCCCCAGGGGACUCCCAUAUGUUUAUCUCAGUCUAUUUCCAACUAUGCUACUCCAGGCUCCAGAUGUGCUGUCCCCAACUGGGACCUACCCGCUGGCUGAUUAGCAUAUUCCCAGGGCCCAGCCCUUGUUGACUGGCAUGGCCUGAGGGGAGAGCUGUCCCUGAGGACCCCAUAGCUCGGUUCCUGCCACUGACUCCAGACUAAAGAGGAGUCUGAGACCUAGAAGCUACCUAAGCCAGAGGAGCCCCUCCAUGCCCCUGCUCCACCCCCAUUCCUCAGCUCAGCCAGACGUGGCGUGGCGACAGCCCCCACCCUUGGCUCUGCCCCCCCCCCCCCCACACACACACCCCAGGGUAGGAGGCGGCUUCACCUGGGAGUACUGAAGACCCUGGGGUGGGAAGGGGCAGGGUCCCAGGCCAGGAAGGAGGCUCCAGCUAUCCUGGUGCCCUUCACCCCCAGUUGCAAAGUUCAGGCCUGAUAGGAUGCCUUGCCUCUGUCCUCUUCCCUUCCAAAGUGCAGAGCCCAUGUCAGAAGGGGAAAGGGGAUAGUUUCUAUAACAUUCUUGACCUGGCCUCUUGGAAGCUUGUGAGGGUUCAGAGCUAUUAUAAAUGACACUCAGGAGGAGGUCACGAAGGCCAGUCCCCUGCCUUCAGUACUAGGACACAAAGCCCUGAUGGGCACAUCUGACAAUAUCUAGACCCUCUUUUUUGUUCAACUGUGGUAAAAUAUACAUACCAUAAAAUUUAUCAUUUUAAUAAUUUUUAGUGUCACCCGGAGGCAUUAGAUACAUUCACGUUGUUGCGCAACCAUCGCCACCAGCCAUCUCCAGAACUUUUUUUUUUUUCCAGAACUUUCUCAUCAUCCCAACUUACCAUACCCAUUAAACAGUAACUUUCCAGGGGAUGCCCGGCUGGCUCAGUUGGUAGAGCAUGCAACUCUUGAUUUUGGGGUCAUGAGUUCAAACUCCAUGUUGAGCAUGGAACUUACUUUAAAAAACAAAACAAAACAAAACAAAAAAGGUAACCCCUCUGGCAACCACCACAUUCUACUUUUUUUGUCUGUGAUUUUGACCAUUCCAGGGACCUCAUGGAAGUGGAAUCAUAAUGUCUUUGAGGUUUAUCCAUGCGGUAGCAUGUGUCAGAGUUUCCUUCUUAAACUAACUUUUUUAAUGUUCAUUCAUUUUUGAGAGAGAGAGAGCAUGAGCGGGGAGGGACAGAGAGCGAGGGAGACACAGAAUCCGAAGCAGUCUCCAGGCUCUGAGCUGUCAGCACAGAGCCCGAUGCGGGCGGCUCUGAGCCACCCAGGGCCCGCAGAAUUUCCUUUUCUUUUUUUUUUUUCUAAAGUUUAUUUAUUUUGAGAGAAAGAGAGAGAGAAAGCACAGGUCAGAGAAGGACAGAGACAGAGGGAAUCCCAAGCAGGGUCUACACUGUCACUGCAGAGCCUGACAUGGGGCUUGAACCCACAAACCAAAGUUGGACACUUGAGCCAAAGUUGGACACUUGACUGACUGAAUCACCUGGGUACCCCUCCCAGAAUGUCCUUCUUUAAUGCUGAAUAACAUUGAAUGCAUAGACCACAAUUUGUUUAUCCACUCAUCCACCAAUGGACAUUUUGGUUAUUUUUGACUUUCUUCCUUUUUUUUUUUUUUUUUUAAUUAAAAAAAAAUUUUAUUUUAAGUAGGUUCCACACCCAAUGUAGGGCUUGAAUUCACGACCCUGAGAUCAGGAGUGGCAUGCUCUACCGACUGAGCCAACCAGGCGCCCCUAGACUUUCUUCCUUUUAAGUGAGAAAAGGCCUGGUCUUUGAGGAUGGAGAUUUCAUAGCCUCCUCCUCUCCAGACCCAAGAUUCCCCACCCCCAGCCAACUGCUCAUUGGUCUCCAGCUAUUACCAGAAAGCAGGGCCCCACAAGUGGAGGACCAACUGGUCACUAUUAGCCUUUUCUGGUUAAAACAGUUGCCUCUUGGCUUUCUUUCCCCCAAUUUAGGCAUCCCUGUCUCCUUGACCCUUAUUUCCUCGGAUCUCCUCUGCCCUUCCCUAGGUCAUGGUUUAUAUGUACUGAGUGUGGAGGGAGUGACCCUGACGCUGAGGGUCAGAAGACUGCUAUCUGGGGGCUGCAGUUUCUUCAUCUGUUAAAUGGGGAUAACUGUUCCCACUCCGCCUUCAUCACCAGCUUGUUGUAAGGCUCAGAGGAGCCUCCCUGAAAGAGCCAUGCUUUCACUAGCUUCUUCAUGCCUUUCUGCAUACUGAGCACCCUCUAAUUGUCAGGCACUGUGCUGUGGAUAUGAAGAGUGAACAGGACCUCAGCAUGUAGUAAAGAAAAGAGGAGAAUUUUGAUAUGUCAGUGUCGUUGGGCCUUUGAGGCCCAACAGAUCUGGGGUUCAGAGUUCAGCUUUCUUCUUUCAUUAGUUGGGAGAACAGAGUAAGUUAACUUUAUUUUCUGUUUUCUCAUCCGUAAAAUGGGUCCUAAUGAGAAUUGAAUGUGGAAGUCCAUGAAGCCCUUGGCACAGGGCUGGCACAGAGUCCGUGCUCAUCUAAUAAUGACAGCCCUUUGCCCAAACUGGCAGGUCCAGAUACACUGUCCUCCACCUUCCUACAGGGACUCCAGGUAUAGCUCGUCAAGCAGCACCCCCUCCCAAAGGCUGUCACCUGCAAGUGGCCCCCUCUGUAUAGACCUUAGGUUGGCUGAGGCCAUAUCUAUUUUGUUAUGCUGAUGAAGGUCAGACCCGGCUUUGAUGAACUGACCUCAGAGUAGGCCGGAGGUCAAGGUUAGGCCCCCUACCACCCGGCAGCCAAGAUUUCCCUGCCUGGACCCUGGACUGAGCAGCUCUGGGCUCUUCCCUUGGUGCAGCUCUCAGCUUGGCAUGGUGCGGUCAGGCCUAGAGCACAAAGUGAGUGAGGAGCCAGGAACAAGGGGCCAUUGUUGGCCCAGAGUUGUUUCUGGUUUCAAUUACUCUGCAGAGCACGAGGAAAUUCAGAGUAAGCGUGGGUCAGGAGCCUGCUAGGGCAGGAGUCAAGGGCUCUCCCCCACCCCACAUCCCUGUCUUUGGCCCUUGAGGGGUCUGUUGUCCCUGUUUGACUGCUGGAGGGCCAGGCAUGUCAGUUUUAUUGCUCUGGGAGCCUGGGCUCUGGGGCAGAGGCCUGGUUGACCCAGACAUUUUUAGCUCUUGCCCACUCUGGUUCUUCAUGGCUGGUGCCAGGAGGUGCCAGGGUCCCUCCCUGGGUGGGAUCACAGAGGGACAUUCAUGUGGGUCCUUGACACCUUCUCCCAAUCGUCUUUCGGGCUGCGCUGACCACUGCUGGGCCCCUGGAUCCUGGGAAUGGCCUGGUUUUACCUAAGGGUGUGGGGGCAGCUAUGAGAAAGCCUUGGGGCUGGCUUUUCCCUUUCAUUCCACCACCCCAGCCCUCAACCCCUGGCCUGGCAUCCACAAUGCUAGGCAGUUCCCUCCCCUGGGACGCUGCAGUGGCCACGCUGGGAAUGGUGUUUCGGCCUUUCCCCCCAGAAGGUGGAGUCCUCCCCUGUACCCAGCCUCAGUCCUGAUGUGCACAAGCAGGGGAAGCGUCUGCCUCUAGAGUUUGCGUUUCGUAUCCCUGCUGCCUGCUGUUCUCAGAGCUGGCCCACGCAGGGCUCUUCUCUUUGCUGCUGCCACCACCACCAGGCCAGCCCAGAGGCACAUGGGGACAGGGGAGGUUUGGUGCCAGCACUGUUCCUCUCCCUGCUUCAGACACUGCCUCCUCCCAGAGGUCUUGGGACUGGAGCCAUUGUCCUGCCCCACCCCAUCCCCUGCCCGUCUCAGAGCUGUUCAUUCCCACCUGCUGUCACUUCUCAAGACUGGUCCAGAUGCCUCAGUUACACUUGGAGAGCAGGCAGCAGGAUGGGGGAAAUCCAGGGGCGGGAUACCUUGGGAGGGCCAGUGCCCCGCUACCCAGAGACUUCCCCACACUUCUCCAACCUCUCUCGUUCCACCCCUGCUCAGCCGCCUCCGCCUCCCAGGUGUUCCUGAUGUGGGGAGGCGGACUCUGCCCCAGUGGAUUCUGGAGAUGGGAAGCAUUCAAUAGGAAACAGCUGGAGGCUGGAAUCUCCCUCUUGCCCUCCUGCCCCUCUUGGGAAUGCCACCUUGAGGGCAGGCCUGGUGCCCCCUCCCUAGGCCCACCUCUCGGGUGGGUGGCAAGCAGAGAAGCUAAUUCAGAGAGGACCUUGGGAACUGACUCAUUCAGGGCCCGAGAGUAUCCAGCUUCUCAACAAACCACAAGAGGGGUGCUGUCUUCCCAGCUCUGGGGGCUCCCAGACUCAGGCGGAAGAGCUGGGUUUGAUCCCAGCUCCACCACCUAAUAGCAAGGUGGCCUCAGGUGACCUCUUGAGUGCUUCCUCUGGAACCCGUGUGAAUAUUAAAUGAGAUUACAGAGGUGACUGUACAUUUCAGUAACCGCUGAGCUCCCUGCAGGCAGAGGCUGCAACUUUAUCUUCCUAGAAAUCAAAAAAACUGGUCUCUGGGUGGUCUUGCUUUUGAUUUUUUUGAAAAGAUCUCUGAGAAAAGGACUUAGUAGAGGAAUUGCCAGGGACAUCCCUGAGUGAGGGCUGAGGUGGAUAUGAAUGCUCACAUGGGGCACCUCACAUGGGGUCUGCCAGCCUCCCUCACUGUGGGUGCUGCAGACCCAGCCGUGGCCCCUCACUGCAGCCCAGCCUUUGCCACGGCAUUGAAGGGUGUGAGCAGUGGUGGCACUCCGCAAGGGUCUGACCCCCAGGCGCAGCCCACUUCCCGUGAGCUGGGACAGGAGAGGCUGGGCACAGCCUAGCCUGCUCAUACCCUUAGAGGCAAGAGCUGGGCUGUACUGGCUUCAGGACCAAGGUGACCCAGAAAGCACCAGCCUGAAUGACUCGGUGAGUGUUAUCCAUUUGGAAGGCCUCCGAAGGGAACCCACACCAGCAAAGCAGAGGCCCACAGCUUUCCCAAAGCAGAGAGAAAAGUAGAGAUAAGACACGAGUUCAGAGCCAGGACUCUGACCCGGAAGUCUCCUUAAAAAGCCCCUCAUCUCCCCAGCCUCCACAUCUCCCCGCCCUGAGGGCAAGCAGGGGCCAAUGGCUGUGGUUAAGAGAAACAGCAGUUCUCAUGAGAACCAUCCCCUGGAAGGAGGCUAAGGGGCUCCAGGUUCUGCCUACUGAGCUUAGGGGUUGCUGGGAGGGACCUGGAGCACCCCAUCCAUCCUGGGCUUUAGCCAGGGGCCUCUUCUUUCUUCUGUUUUUAUCUGACUGGGGGGCAGGGAGACUUUGGUAUAAGAUUUCAUUUGGAAAGAAAGGCAGAGAGUGUCCUCUGCAAAAAAAAAAAAAAAAAAAAAAAAAAUUCAUUGAUGACCAUUUGUCUGGUCCAAGCCCCUGUUUUAACAGGUGUGGAAACUGAGCUCAGAGAGAGAAAGUGGCUCCUGAGUCUCCAGUGACCAGGCAGGACUCUUGCCCAGGUUCCCUGGCUCCCAGGAGCUUUCUUCUGUUCAUUUGGAGCUGAGAGUUGAGUGGAAAAGAGUUGGUUAAUCAUAGAGCAGGAGAAAAAAAGGCAUAGGGCCUCACUGGAUCCUGACUUACUUUCAAACCUUCCUGUUUGAGGCUGUUGUGUCUUCAGCAUGAGGCCUGGGGCGGAGGGGGGGGGGGCCUGCCUCUCCCCGAACACUGUGCUGGGAGACCCUGGCCACAUACCUCCUUCUGGUGAGAAGGAGCAGGCAAGAAGUCAAAGGGGUCUGGGUGCUGGUCUGGCCAUGAGUUGUAUGGGGAACAAAUAGAAGGACACGGUAGGUGUGUUCUUCCCGCUCUGUCCCUGGGUGGGGUUUGUUUUAGAUAAGCGAGAUGUUCCCAAAGGCUCCAGUGGGUUUUCCAGCCAUUUCCAUGACCAAAUAUGCCAUGAGAAUCACUAGGGGUUGCCAGGGAUGUGCCAUUUGGUAUAGUUCUAUAGGAUAAGUACAGAAGGAGGUGAGAACACACAUUAAGGAUGCAGGGAUACAGAGCCAGGAAUCUUAAGGGGAGUGUCCUCGUGCUUUCUCACAGCUGCUCUGGGAUGUACCACCUGCCCCGCCAGUUUGCACACCCUGCACGAGGGCCCCGGUCUGUCUGGGCUCCGGCUGCUGGCCCUGCUGGUUCUCUCAGGCUGGACUCCUGUGCCUGUCUUUGGGCGGGGACUGCCACGGGCUUCCUUUCUGCAGCCCUCCAGCUUCAGACUCCAUCAUGCUGUCUACCACCACCUUGCUCCCCAGCUCUGCUCCCCAUCCUCAGUGCAAUCCCAGGGAUAGAGGAUCAGGGUUCUAGUCUGGGCUGGGGGAGAAGAGGGAAGUCUUCUGCGGAAAAGGGGGUCACUCCAGAGAAGUGGCAGCAGCAUCCCAAAGUCCUGAGAAAGAACCUUCUUCCUAGCAUUCGCAGGCUGGAGGAUUUGCCUGGAAGCCGUCCCCACCCCCAGCUGUCACCAAGGCAGCACUGGUGGCAGUCCCUGCCUCUCCCGCCCACACAUCUCAGGCUGCAUCUAUUCCCUGUUGACCUUUUUUUCUUCAGUGAUGCCGCUACUGACCACUUUAACCCGAUUUUGCCUCAUGCAGGCUUGUGCUGGGUGCCUGGCCCCAACCGCCCCAGAUAUACACCCCUCCUUAGGUGGAACCCAGGGCCCUGCACCUCCCUAAGGGCGGCCCUUCUUGUUCCUUCUGCAGAGAGCCUGGAAGGGGGGGGGGGGUGCAGAGAAGGGAUGAGGGAAGACAGGACAGUCUACUAGGAAUGUUUUUAAUUCCAAAGACAGCGACAUCUGUUCGUGUGGGCCUUCCCGCCCAGGCUCUGUUUAUCCAGACAGGGGGCCCUUGCAUGUCCUCAGCGGCGGGUUCUGCCAGGUGUGGCUGGACGGAAGGGAUGGACAGAAGGGGGAAGGGGAUGCAGUCCUUUCCUGGGUGGUCAGGACAGCCUAAGCCUAGCCCAUCCAGCAAAGAUGAGGAAGGGUCUGUGGUGGGCUGGAGGGACUGGAAUUCAGACGGUCGCUUUUGAGGAAGUGACUGGGAACAUUUGUCUUGCACAAACCCCCCUGCAGCCUGCUCCUAGACCAUUGAUUCCAGGAAGGAGUGAGUCAGGCUUAGGGAAGAGAAGGCAAAUCUGUGCUGUCCCAGAGAGAGCCCCCAGCCCACGGGGAGGAAGGGAAAGAUGAACAUCUCAAGGGAAGAGCCUCCCAACUCGGCUACCCAUCUGCUAAGGCGCUUAUGUCGCCAUGGAGACCAGUUGGCCAGCUUUCACCCAAUCAGAGUUUGCUUUACCCAGACAAGUAUUGAGCCUGGGGUUCCUAUGACAGGCAAGCAUAGGGCUUUGGGAACAGGAUCUAGACUGCCUCCCUUCUCCCACACAUCCAGUGGUGGGGGAGGCACACCUUGUCCCACAGGGUGCAGUUUGGGGGAGUAAACUGUACCCUGUGGCAUAUGACCCAGAUAGAAGGAAGAGAACCUUAGAAAGCCAGCAAGGGGCCAGUUUUGAAGUUAACCAGCUGAUGGUACCAAGCAUACCGACAUGGUCAGAGAUGUUAAUGGCACCUUCCCAGCCAGUUACACAACCAGCGGUUGCACGUCAGCUGAAGGGUUGCAGAGGAAAGCCAAGCGGAUGGCCUUUUUCCACAGCUCUCAAGGCUCAUGCCAACCCCUCCUCCUCCAAGAAGCCUUCUGCGGUUCCUCUGACUAGAAAUUUGCUCUCCUUUCCUUCAACUGUCAUUGCACUUUAUCUGUGCUCUUCUUAAGGCCUAAGACUGGGUUUCAUGAGAGCUAAGGUGAUGCUUUGGCCAUCUGGGUAUGGCAGGCACAUGGUAGGCACACACUUGAUAUGUGUCAAGUGAGGGAGUGCUUUUCUGCUGCCUGUUAAAGGUAUUUAAGCCCAUGUCUUGCUCUUCUCUUAGGCUCUCAGCCUUGUCAAGCACAGACUUUCGAUUCAUGUCUGUGAUGAUUCCUCAGCCCCACACCCAGGGUCAAACACAUAGCCAGGCCCUCAGUCAGCGCCUCUUGAAUGAAAUGAAUGAGUUGGAGAAGUGAAGACUGCAGCAGUGAGCGAUGCCUUCCUGGAGGAAUGGGUUUUGUGACAGCCAGGGUGGGGAACCUGCCUGGCCCCUUGUGGGACUGGAGGAAGACUCUCUUCAGAGGGAGCAUCUGGUGCCCUGGGAGAGGCAGAUUAGGGAUGGGUCAGGAAGGAUAGGGGGCCUCAGGCCUCAGCUGGGCAGGGGACACAGAUAUGUCCCUGCCUCUGUGGGUCUCUUUCUCUCCCCCUCAGGGAGUACCGGGCAAGGUGUCAUGGGCCGGCCGUGUUUAGCUGCUGCGACUUUGGGCAACUUUGGCUCAGAUGUGAGGAGACUCCGUGCAGCCUUGGCAGCUUAGCCCUGUCUGCGCUGUGUAGAAGCAGGUGUGGAGUGUGGAGCCCUAGAAUAGAUGGAGCUGGCCCGGCCACCCUGUAGGGACACCCAGAGCCCAGCAGAGCUCCAGGACCCCACUUCUACCCGCCAGGCAGAGGGAGUGCAGAACCAGAUCCUGCAAUGCAGGAUACGACAGUGGUGCUGUCCGCCGGGCCUGUUCUGGCUGGACCCAGCAUGGCCUUGGGUAGGGUGCUCAACUUCCGGUCUCCUUCAUUUCCUCAAAUGGAAAAUGGGGGUGCUGGUACUGACUUCGUAAGGUUGAGGAAUCACGAAGUGAGUUAAUCCAUGUGGCUUAGCACGGUGCCCAUCACACCGUAAAUGCUCGGUAAAGGGUGGCUUUUAUUAUGACCAGGUCUUGGCUUUCUUUGCAGUGAAUCCCUGCGUCGGGCUCCAUGCUGAACAUGGAGCCUGCUUGGGAUUCUCUCUCUUUCUCUCCCCCUGCCCCUCCCCUGCUCAUGCUUGCACGCACUCGCUCACUCUCUUUCUCUCUCUCUCUCUCUCUCUCUCAAAUAAAUAAAUAAAUAAUAAUUUUUUAAAAAGGAAAAAAAAAGAACCAGCCACACUUCAGUGAGGCCCAGCGGUUGUGAGCACCAGAAGCUUUGAAAGAGACCUGUCACUCCCCAGCUACAGUUGUGUGACCUCAGGCAAGAAUUUUCCCUCCCUGAGCCCCAGUCCUCAAAACUCAGAAAACGGAGACAGUAACACAGGCAUCACAAAAGUUGUAAGGCCUAAAUGCAGUUGGAUAUCUGAAAGCCCUUUUCAUGAGACCUGGCUCGUGGUUGGCAUCCUGAAAACGUUGGUUUCCUUCCUGCUGUGAGCCCAGCUCUGCAUAAUGUGAUGUCUCUGGGUUUUGUGUACCCUAACCAUCUGGGGGCCUUCCCCCCACCCCCACCCCAACACCAGGCUCUAACUUGGUGAUUCAUUUCUCACUCUGGUUAGAAUGUUUACCAACUUGAGGGUAAAGAACAAGUUCGUUCUUCUCUGUCUUCCGAGCCACCCAGCCCAGACAAAGUGGCUGAUUGCCCUUUGCCAAAGUGGCUCUGCCCGCGGCAGCACAAAACUGUUUGGGGUUUUUCUGGUGAAGUGCAUGCGGCCACUGUUAAAAGUGGCUGUGUGAGGGGCACCUCUUGCUGGGCAUUUGUAACCAGUGUCAUUCUUGUCUUUUGCUCAUGUCCUUGGAGAAUGGCCCAUGGUGACCAGUUCCUUCCAGACCCCUAGAGCCCAGGAGGCUGCCCCACUGGAGAACUUCGUUAUUCUUUACAUUCCGAAGAGGUGGUUUGUGAGUGCCAGUCCACACAUGUCUGGUCCUGUCACCAAAUUGGCAUCCGGGGAGGUGCCUGGGGGCAGGAGUUGAGAGUAGGGGAAGCAGAACUCCAGGGCAGUGCAGGACCUUUGCCUGGGACAAGGGCAGUUGUCCAUGGCCAGAACGCAGCUCCUGCCCCCUGCAGACCCCCCUCUGGCUUCCUCCCAAGCCCCCCUCACAUCCCCCAGGCCCCCAGGGAGCAGCCUGGUGGUGAAGGGGUUAGCCGCGGAUGGAGAGGGGAAUGGACUGGAUUGUGUUUAGCUGCUUGUCAAACUUUAUUCAGUACUUGGGCUGAGGGUCGGUGAGCUGGAGCCCCAGGCUGCCAAGAGUUAAAACCCGGAGGUUGGGUUUUUUGGAGGGGCAGCCGCCAGCGCCUCCUUUGAGUCACUUCCUUCGGUGGGGGCGGGUCCCCGCGCGGUCUCGGGAGGUCCGUGGCGCACGCACUGGGGCGUCCCUGCGAGCCUGGCGCGGACCAGCAGGCGGAGAAGAGGGCCCGCCGCCACCGGUGCGCUCCUCUGGGAGGCAGUCUCCGGGGAGGGGAGGAGAAAGCAGAGCCGCACACCAUGCGCUUCCCUGUCCGGCUGGAGUAACAGUCCAGGCCAGCCCGGGGGCUGAGCGCUCCGCACGCUCCCUCUAUCUUCGCCGCUGCAGCUGAGCCCCGGCGGCCAGGCUGCCCGCGCCUCUGCCUCUCCCGUGUCCCCGGAGCUGGCACCGCAGGCCCGGUUGUAGUCCGGGCCGGGUCCUGCUGCCGCCGGCAUGACCGACAUUCUGCCUCAGCCCGACUGCAGCCUGAAGGCGGUCUGUGAGCCCCUGGAGCGCUGCUGCCUGGAUCGGCUGGAGGAGCCAGGGAGCAAGCGGCCCCCCAACACGGGCGCCCGGCUCUGGGGCCGGGUGCGCAGCAAGCUGCUCCGCCAAAAGUUGGAUCCACAAACUGUAGAAACCAAGAACUGGCACACGGAUGUGAUUGAGAUGAACGGGAUCAAAGUGGAAUUCUCCAUGAAGUUCACCAGCCGAGAUAUGAGCCUAAAGAGGACCCCGUCCAAAAAGCAGACUGGAGUCUUCGGCGUGAAGAUCAGCGUGGUGACUAAGCGGGAGCGCUCCAAGGUGCCCUACAUCGUGCGGCAGUGUGUGGAGGAGGUGGAGAAGAGGGGCAUCGAGGAGGUCGGCAUCUACCGGAUAUCAGGGGUGGCCACCGACAUCCAGGCGCUGAAGGCCGUCUUUGAUGCCAAUAACAAGGACAUCCUGCUGAUGCUGAGCGACAUGGACAUCAAUGCCAUCGCCGGCACCCUCAAGCUCUACUUCCGGGAGCUGCCCGAGCCCCUCCUCACAGACCGACUUUACCCAGCCUUCAUGGAGGGCAUCGCCCUGUCAGACCCUGCUGCCAAGGAAAACUGCAUGAUGCACCUGCUCCGCACCCUGCCCGACCCCAACCUCAUCACCUUCCUCUUCCUGCUGGAACACUUGAAAAGGGUUGCUGAGAAGGAACCCAUCAACAAAAUGUCCCUUCACAACCUGGCUACUGUGUUUGGCCCCACGUUACUGAGACCCUCAGAAGUGGAGAGCAAAGCACACCUCACGUCGGCUGCAGACAUCUGGUCCCAUGACGUCAUGGCACAGGUCCAGGUCCUCCUCUACUACCUGCAGCACCCCCCCAUUUCCUUCGCAGAACUGAAGCGGAACACACUGUACUUCUCUACCGAUGUGUAGCCCAAGGUGGGAUCAGCUGUGGGGGCGGCCCGAGCCAGCCCCUCCAGCCGGGGGACCCAACACAGACUUGAAAGACUACAAUAGAAAACUCCCAAACCCAGCACUCCAGACUCCAAGGGACACAGAUUUCCAAGAACUGGAAUAUGUGCAUCUUUCGUGCCACCUUGUACAAAGCCAGCUGACCCAGCCCCCAGCCUCACCACCAUGCCCCGGGCCCCGCCCUCUGUACCUCGAGUUGUGUCUAAUGCCCCGUGCUGUUCAGGAAUUGUUUUAUGUCUAUUUGUCAUGCAGAAAUGGUAGUGACCGACCCAGUAUGGGCAUACAGACAGCCUGCUUUGUUCUUUCAUUUCCUCCAACACUUUCUUUCCUCCUGAGUCCAGUCCAAGGGCUUUUAUUUUGCGCUCUGUAACCACUGCCAGCUUAUCCUCUCUUGGCCCUGCUCCCAGAUUGCAGUCUCCUGGCAGCCUCUCCUCGGGUUUCCUCCACCCUCUACUUCCUCCCAGCCUGCCCACAUGCAUGUGCAGCCUUGGUUUUUGCUCCAUCACUUUGAAAGUUGAGGAGACCCCGGGUGGCGGUGGCGGUGGUGGCUUGUCAAAGGCUGCCGCUUGCUGCCCCCCGCCCCCAGCCCUUUCCUUGUCCUCUACCUGUGGAAGCACACCUGCUUUGCCUUGCUGCCUGUGCAAAUGUUGGACAAGGGGACAGACUCACACUAAUCCUCAGCUUAGCACAGAGCUGGAGAGCAGAUUUCUGGAAUUUUCCACCUGACAAUCUCCAUUUCUGGGGUUUAUCUGUUCUGUCUCCUGCCUACUUUCACUGAGGCAUCUUUCACUGUUUCUUCUGCUUUUCAGUUCCUUUUCCCCUGGUGUUCUAUUUCCUUUGAGCGUAGAGACUCAGAAGUGACCCAAUAUUAAGAGAGCCAGAGGGUCAGGAAUCAGGGGAGGUGGGAGGCGGGCCACUGAGGAAACAAGACAGGUUGAACAUUCGGAGGGGUGCCAUGUAGCACCAGGUACCCCGAGUUGGGGGGAAGUGGCUCUCAGCAACAAGGAAUUAUAGUGGCUUUUGUAGUGGAGCCAGGUCUCUAGGGGGGCAACUAAUAUGGCUGAAGCAGGUAUCUAGAAACACGCAGGCUCCAUCCAGGAGGCAGUCCUUCCUGGCGCCUCUCGUACCUUGCGGUACCUUUGCCUUAGAUGUUACACAUCCUCCACAGCCAAGCACUGCCACAGGGCAGCCCCCGAGGCCGUGUGUCCCCCAGGGCCUAGGAAGCACAGGCAGGGUCCAGGUCCAGUAGUAGCCAGUCAUCCUGGUGCUGCCUCCCCACCCACCCACAGCUUCUAGAUGCAGCCUUUUGGGUGAACUCUAGGCAACUCCAGAAGUGGGGAGGAAUGAGGAGUCAUGGGCAGCUGCCUCUUUUGGGACUGGGAUUUGCUGGGGACUUUCAUUGUUGACUAUCUUUCCCAGAGCAGAGGAUCAGCAGGUUCUGUUCCCAGCUCGGAGACCCCUUUCUCCACACUGAAAGGACUGAGAGGUAUCUCCUCCCACCUGAGCAGUAGCUGCCAGCAUGUGGCAGGUGGCUUCAGAGAACACUCCUAGGCUUGAGCUGUAGUACACGGCUCUCUGGCUCCAUGUGGCAGAGAAGUAGAGAACGGUUCCCUUAGAUUGUGCUCAGGGCGGAGUUUUAAAGAAGGGUUCGCUGGACCUAAAGGUAGAACGUUUGCUCAGUGAGAGGCAGGGAGGGCCCUUUCUGAUCUUGUUUACACCUGUUGCCCAAUCUUGGGCAGAACGGUACACAUUCUGUGCACAUCAGAGGAAAGAAAUGCCUAACAGGAGGGAAAUACAUAGCUGCCUGUUAGCGGUUCAGCGAGGAUCCCUGCUCCUUGGGACAGGAGAUGGAGAAAGAACACCAUUUGAGUCUAAAGAUCCCAGCUUGUGACCAUCCCAGGAGUCUCUGCACUCAGGAGUUGGUGUAUGGCAUGGAAGGCUUCUGCUUCCAAAAGCCAUUAAUUAAUGGUAAUGAACUGGAGGACCAGUUAGAGCUAGUUACAGCCAAAAAAAUGGGUGCCUCCCACUUCCCUGAAACAAGAGACAUUUGCUUCUCAGCAUCAGGUAGCCACCACACCCCCCAAACUUGCUUAAGCAACUUGAGAACCGGAGGAAGGCUGCAGGGGCUGAGGAAUGCAAAAGGCUCAGAAUAUUUAUAAAUUCCAUCCCCAGGGUGGGGAGGGGCAGGUACCAGACAUGGACUAAGUUGCAUCAAGGAAGUAGCCCAUGGUUUCUCCUGAGAGUCAGGGACCGUGCAGCCCAGAAUCCCCAGCCACUGUGCCCAGCCGGGCAGGCUGUGCCAACAGGAGCCCAGCUGACAGGCUGCAGGAAUCCCAGUACGCCCAUCCCUGCUGGCAAUGGCUGUGGGCGGCCAGUUUUUGCUGAUACAGGUAGGAUGGGAACCUUCAUUAAUAUUUCACUUUAAUUAAGUUGGUAAGGAUAUAUUUUUUUUGGUCUAUGUUCUGUUUCAACUUAUGUAGAUUAUUAUAAAUUGAUGUAAACCACGUGAGAGGAAAAUGUCAAUAAAAAAAAUGCAAAGCCCCAACAUUUGCACACAACCCAGCCCUGUGGUGUGGACAUUUGUAUACUCAGUAGUCCAGGGAAGACCACCAAUCUAAACAUUUUAACUCCUCCAGCUGCAUCCAGAUGGGAGCUCCCAGGAAUCUGUGCACCUAGUCAACUUCCCUUGAGCUUCCCUUCAGCCUACAGGGACUGUGGCACCUUGGGGGGAGGUGAGCCCAGCCCCCUCUGUGUGCUUCACAGAGGUCUCAGGUCAGUCACUAACCAAUUCCUUUCAUGAAGGACAAAGGCCCCAACAACCUGGACAUCAGUGUGCCUCCAAUAGAUGGCAGAAAGUUGUCCAUCCCAGGGGAGUUUUCUUAUUUUAUGUAAACUCUUCUCUGCAUUUUCCUUGGAAGUGGGCGUCUUUGGGGCAGCCUUUUGGCCUAGUCUGAUUGUUGGAGAGGCUGGAUCCUCUAGGGGGCCCUGCCUCCCUUUAGGAGAGCCAGUAGGGUUAAUAUAGGUUCCUACCAGCCUAAGCCAUUGGACACUGUUUAUUCUGGAGAUCAGCAACAGAUGUCUCUGAAAAUUGGUGUUUGGUUUAUGAGCUCAUACUGACUCCUUAGCCAUCUAAAACAGGAAACUAUUCAUCUCCUUUCUUGAUUGAAUAGUCAAUGUGGACAAUGCUUGGCUUAUUGAAGUGAUGGCUACUGACAGCCUAGGGCUCAUCUGUCCAAGGCGGUCAUGAAAGCAGCAUUUCUUGUCCUCAUUUGGCGUAUCUGACCCUACUUUCUGGACCGGCUGGUAGAAGAUGCCAGGUAUCACAGCUGCCAGGUAGGAGUGUCUGUUCUUGCUCUCAAAGUGCUUAUAGGUGACAUAUUUAGGGACUGUAUAGGAAACACUCUUUUGUUCCCAGACCUGAGGAUACUCCAGCUGGCCUAGGGGCAAUGAAGUCUCACACCUGUGAGACUGGACGGGAUAUUAUAUAGAAUUCACCACAUAAGGACAGGAAUGCGUUGGCUCACACUCAUUGCAAAGGAAACAGCAUGCAUAGCCAGAGGAAGGUGUUGCCAACUGAGUUGGACAUUAUCACUCAUGUACACACUCACACUUAGGGCAUCUGGACACGUCAGCUGAGUGAAUUCUGGUUAAGGGUGGGUGAGCUAGAAGACAGCAGAAGGGGGGGAAAGAAAGCAAAGAAAAAAGAAAAGAUGAAGAAGUUAGCGUGCAGUAGAAAACAGGAGGCGUUACUGCUGGCUGAAGGCGGCUGGAAUUAUACAGCCCCACAAAGUCUACCUGCCUGCCCCCAAGUGGCAGAGCCUGAGCUCAUCACCUUCAUGUCAUCAGUGAAGCACCGGAGUAAAGGUCUCAGGGCAGAUCCAAAAGCCUAUUUUCUUUUGCCCCAGGGCACACAAUUAGGAUGAGCUUCUGUUUU